Messenger RNA from Colletotrichum aenigma, 1098 nucleotides. RefSeq lists its product as uncharacterized. The transcript is spliced from 6 exons. Bases 1 to 1098 code for a protein of 365 amino acids. The record is from RefSeq and is a predicted model, not a curated record. Lineage: Eukaryota; Fungi; Ascomycota; Sordariomycetes; Glomerellales; Glomerellaceae.
AUGGACUUCGAGCCAUCUCAUGCAAGCGGCGUUGCUGCGAAUGAGGCUCCCAUGCUCAGCUCCUCCGCCAGCACCACCAAUGCCCAAGAUACCGUCGAUGGCAACAAUCACCUUAUGACAGGAACACCUCCUCCUUCCAGCGAGCUCUCGAUUGCGACCUUUGAGAGCGAUGCUUCCGAAAUCGUCCGGAUAGCUCGCCAAGCUCAGCUAACCCGAGUGCAGCAGGAGCAGGUGCGCGAUCUUUUCACGCUUGCUUCCAACAUUGUCAACGGUCAGGGCUACAGUAAGGUGUCUGGGGAUCAGCUCCGCCUCAAGGAGAAGGCUGAGGAGCUUCGGGACGAGUUGGAUGCUACGAAGAAGACCUUGGCAGCCACUGGUCGUGAGCUUGGCAUCGUCAAGAUGCAGAUAGAGGACGGAGAUAACAUGGACACCGACCAUGGCGGCCAAAUGGCAGAUCAGAUGCCUCACCAGGGCAGAGUCACCACCAUAGGGCAGGUGUCGCGCGUUGUUGAGAACGGCCUCAAUGAGAAUGGCCAGAUGGUUCCUGAGCACGAGAUUGAGACUGAGGCUCUCAACCUCCAAUCUCUCGCUCAGGCUCUGCCUACCUCCAACCAGCUGCGUACCACUAACCGGCCGGCCGUUACCAUCACUCAGCACCAGCGUUACAGCCGCCGCCGCAUCGCUCUUCGCCAGCGUGUUCACAGGUUCAUCCCCAAUGUUGCUCCUCCGGAGGACUUCGACACCUACUUCAUGCCUGCCGUAGCCGCUUUCUUGGCUGGAGAUUUUCCAAGGACUGCCCUUAAGACCUUUGAGGCCUUCAUCUUCGCCAUGUCGCUCUACAACCAGGAGAUUGUCGCUGACUACCAUCGCGAGGAUAAUGAGGACCCUCAGAUGCGGGAUAUCCAGGCCAAGAGACGCCUCCAAGAGAACGUCUUCCGCGUCCAGACCAUGGUCACUGACCUUGAGAGAGAGCUGAACAGACGUCAGAUGCUCGGCGCUGAGACCGCUGAGGAGCUUCGCUACAAGGGAGAUGUCGUCCGCAAGCUCAGAGAGGACGUCAUUCCUGAGAUCACUGAGCUUUUGGUUAGUUCUACCUAA